ACGGUCAAGCCCACAACACAACCUUGACAUAACUUCGUCUCCUUCCUUAAUCUCUUCGCCAUUCCCAUCACAAUUCACAUCCUCCCCACCUAAGCAUUGUAAGCUGUCUCUCUCUCUCUCUCUCUCUCUCUCUCACACACACACACACAGACACACCCCAAAACCAGAUAAGAGCGAACAUCCGAUCUCUUCUGAUCGUCCCCUUCCUCCGGCUGACGAUUCUGACAAUGGAGAAAGACAAGCAAUCCAAACCAAACAAGCGAAGCAUAACUAGCAGCAAGCUCCUCAAGUUGCUUCCUAGAGCCGCCGCCUCCGCCGUCUCCUUCCAGAACCCGCCCUUCAGCCCCGGCCGGUCGUCAGAGAAUCACAACAACAACAAGACUCACCACCGGAAUCAUUCCCAUGUCGGGAAGGGAUUCUCCGGGCCAUUGAUGGUCUCGAUCAUCCCCGACGAGGCCCGCCGGAGGACGAAGAGGAAUGAAGAGCUCGACUUCGGAGCCCCCGAGCCGGUCUCCCCAAAGGUCUCGUGCAUGGGCCAAAUCAAGCACAAGAAGAAUAAGAUUAAGAAGAAGAAGAGCGAGCCCGAGGUGGAUAAAUCUCGGAGCAAGCGUCCUUCCCCGCCUAAGAAGCAGUCGUCGGCGAUUCGGAGGAUCUUUGGCGGCGGGAAACAGAGAAGGGCAGGGGAGAAGUCCACUGGCAGCAGUGCUGAUGUGGCACCAGAGCUGGCUCGGCUGCCGGAUAGAGGGCCAGCACUGGGUCAUAUGAGGCGGUUCGCGAGUGGGCGGGAGGCGUUCGCAGGGUUCGACUGGUCGGAGGUGCAGGUGGCGCCAGCGGACUCUGAGCAGAGGGAUCACCGUGAGGCAGGGGAAGAGGAAGAGGAUGAAGAAGAUGAGGAGGUGAUGAUUCCCUUCUCGGCACCGAUUCUGGUCGGCAGAGGAGGAGGCGUAGGCGAAGUCGGAGACGGAGACGGUCAUGGAGGAAUGAAUUUGCAGCCGAGGAAGGAGAUAAACCUGUGGAAGAGGCGGACAAUGGCCCCGCCCCGGCUUCUACAGUUGCACCCCUGAACAGCAAGCAUUAACAGAGUGCGUCCGUUCCUCAUUCAAUCCUCUGUUUCGCGAUUUUUUUUUUUCAAUGAUAAAUUGUUAUGUAAUUGGAAUUAAUCCGUGCAUGUAUAAUUCAUUCAAAUACAUGAAUAUAGAUCAUACACUUUUGCUCA
Punica granatum (pomegranate) is the source of this 1216-nucleotide messenger RNA. Lineage: Eukaryota; Viridiplantae; Streptophyta; Magnoliopsida; Myrtales; Lythraceae. The record is from RefSeq and is a predicted model, not a curated record.